AGCAAUCAUUAGUUCAGCUGUUUUAGCUUAGAGCAACCUUGUACUGUUUUAAAAACAUACCGUUCUUGUCAAGGUAACUGUAAGAUAAUUCAAGCAAACAUAUUCAGUUGGUGUCUUUGAUUUGGUAUUGCAUAAGCACCAUGUGACCCAACAGAUCUCUUUAUAAGAGAGUCCAGUUAGUAGGGGGAAUCAAAGGAGUCUCAUCGACAGCUCUUGAAACAUCUUAAAACAACAAGCCAUCACAAGCAGACCAGCAUGUCUUCUGUGAACCAUCGGAACAGCAGCACUUCUGACUGGAAAAAGGACAGGUCACAGAAUAAAGACCAACACUUCACUGAUGUUCUUGGUCUGCCGUGCAUUGAGAAUCUGGUGUGUUCUGCAGAUGAAACCCCAGAGCGCAUCGCAACUACAAUUACAGGUAACAUCCCCUCCUGGAUCAAAGGCAAUUUCCUCAGGAAUGGACCUGGAAAAUUUGAGAUCGGAAGAAGCAGUUUCAACCACUGGUUUGAUGGCAUGGCGCUUAUGCACCAAUUCCACAUUGAGGAUGGAAAGGUGACAUACAUGAGCCGCUUCCUCAACAGCGAAAACCUUGAGCAUAACCGCAUUAUGGUGUCUGAAUUUGGCACAGUUGCCCUGCCAGACCCAUGCAAGAACUUCUUCCAGCGCUUCCUCUCACGAUUUGAGCUGCCAAAGCAAAGUGACAAUGCGAAUGUGAGCUUUGUUCAGUAUAAAGGAGACUACUAUGUCAGCACAGAGACCAACUUCAUGCACAAAAUAGACCCACAAACACUGGAAACAAAAGAAAAGGUGGACUGGAGUAAAUUUGUUGUGGUUAAUGGAGCCACAGCUCAUCCCCAUGUGGAUCCUGAUGGAACUACAUACAACAUGGGCAACUCUUACACUCGAAAAGGUGCUUUCUACAAUAUAAUAAUGGUGCCAUCAAAAAAGGUGAAUCCAAACGAUACCCUGGAAGGAGCCACAGUUGUGUGUUCAAUCCCAUCGGAGGACAAGACUAGACCAUCCUACUAUCACAGCUUUGCCAUGUCAGAGAACUAUGUGGUAUUCAUCGAGCAGCCAAUCAAAAUGGAUCUCUUGAAGAUUGUGACAAGCAGACUCCGUGGAAAGGGAAUUAAUGAGGGCGUAUACUGGGACCCCAGACGAAACACAGUUUUCCAUGUAAUCAAUAAACACACUGGAAAGCUGAGCCUCAUCAAGUAUUUUGCAAAGCCACUGUCAACCUUCCAUCAGAUAAACUGUUACGAAGAAAACGAUUUUCUGAUCAUGGACAUGUGCUGUUCUGAUGAUGGCCAAGCAAUUAACAACUACCUGAUUCAGAAUCUAAAAAAGUCUGGAAGUGCUCUAGAUGAGGUAUACAACACAAUGUGCAGAGUGUUCCCCCGACGCUUUGUCCUGCCACUGAACAUAGACAGUCAUACACCCUGUGGGCAAAAUCUCAACACCCGCUUGAACAGCACUGCCACAGCCAUCAAGACAGACAAUAAUAAGGUGUUUUGCACACAUGAAGAUCUCCAUGGUAAUGAUCUGCAUGAUUAUGGAGGUCUGGAAUUCCCACAGAUCAACUAUUCAAUGUGCAAUUCCCGUCCCUACCGUUAUUUCUACGGAUGUGGCUUCAGACACCUGGUUGGAGACUCUCUCAUUAAAAUGGACCUUCAAGGCAAACAAAUAAAGGUGUGGAAACAUGCAGGCAUGUAUCCCUCAGAACCGAUCUUUGUCUCAUCACCUGGUGCUGUAGAAGAGGAUGAUGGAGUCAUUCUGUCUGUGGUAAUCACCCCAAACCAGGACAAAAGCACCUUCCUUCUGGUGCUGGAUGCAAAAACAUUUGAAGAACUGGGCCGGGCUGAGGUACCUGUCAACAUUCCAUAUGGAUUCCAUGGGACUUUCCAAAAUAGAGACUGAGAGAGUUUUAAAAAGCCCAAAUAUUUAGCAAGAUGUUCAAGCUGUCUCUGAAUAACCUGCUUUUAAUUUUCUACUUGUGUUUUUUUCUCUCCUGAAUUAAUAACUUAU
Molecule: messenger RNA, 2025 nt
Organism: Carassius auratus (goldfish)
Lineage: Eukaryota; Metazoa; Chordata; Actinopteri; Cypriniformes; Cyprinidae
Gene: bco2b
Product: beta-carotene oxygenase 2b
Exons: 12
Coding region: 256-1917 (553 amino acids)
Biological process (GO): retinal metabolic process; carotene catabolic process
Cellular component (GO): mitochondrion
Molecular function (GO): beta-carotene 15,15'-dioxygenase activity; carotenoid dioxygenase activity
Source: RefSeq, a predicted model, not a curated record